Paramuricea clavata is the source of this 3814-nucleotide messenger RNA. The record is from the annotation of a GenBank genome assembly. NCBI's taxonomy places the organism in Eukaryota, Metazoa, Cnidaria, Anthozoa, Malacalcyonacea, Plexauridae.
AUGAUACAUGCUUUUAAUGUCCCUUUUGUUUGUAGUCGACAACAUGAUCUUUCACAGUCAGCCAUUGGAGACCUGAAUGCUGAUAGAGAACUGGGAGAAUAUGAUUCAGAAGAUAGUGGGUAAGAUAAAUAUAUAAAUGUCUUAUAGUUAAGCUAUUUCAUUAACAGUAAUUUUAUUUUAGUUAAUGUAAUCAGUUUGUUGUGUUAAAAACAACACUGUCUGUUUGUGUAAUGCACAUUCGCAUACUGUGUAUGGUACCUGAUCUAGCUUAGGUGUUCUAGUCUAUUUACACUUUUUUUUUGUAUUUUCAUAUAAUUAUAUAGUUCAACUGACCCAACAAUGGAUCUGGAUGACAAUUCAGAUGAUAGAAUAUCUGGAGAGGACAUUUAGUGAGUUUUGGUAUUUCUUCUUCAUAUACAGUGGUCUGAAUUUUAAAUAUGGGUAUUGUAUGCUACCAUACUGUAUGUUAUCAGAGUAUAGGCCGGUGGUGGUGGCUUAUUUGUUUGCCUUUUUUACCCUACGUAUUUACUCUACAAAUGUGUUUUACAUAUACAGUAUGCCAUUCAUGUCAAAUGACCAAACCAUAGGUUUUAUCAACCUCGUUCCCAGGGUAUUUGCUCUUGGGAAGCAAAGACCCUGGUGGACGCUGGUCACGUGAUCUGCUAAAAUCUAGCAGAUUUUUAAUUAGCGUUGUUUUGUCAAUCUGGGAGGGGUGGGAAUGUAGUAGUUGACAUUCGCCAGAUGCAUUAGUGUUGCAUACUUCACUUUACACGUUUAAUAAACAUGAUUUAUACUGUUCUAAAUUUGUACUCAUCAUGACAGGACUUCCUGCUAUACUGAAUGUCAUCACUACUUGAAGUGCUGCGGUACAUUUCAAGCGAGAAGCUGGAUCAUAUUUCACUUGCAAGGAAAACACUCCACACGCGCCUGGCUUGCGAAGUUGAGCACGCAUCAGAUCGCCGUAGAAACGUACAUAUCUGAUAUCUUCUACACCGACUGAUCGUUCAAACGGUAUUUAUAAACGAACGAUAUGAUAUGGUUGUUUAUAGUUGAAAUGUAUCCUGUCCGAUAUUCAAAACAAAGGAUUUAUUUUAUAACUGGAUCUUUUGAUUUCCCAACUGAAGUACUGAAUAUCGCCAACUGUGUAUAUAAAACAAUAGUGCUGUUUAGUCUGUUUUGACUGUGAAUUAAGCACAGGAUUAAAACCCGUUAUGUAAAAUUCCUUUUAUUUACAUUGCUGAAACAGCUUAACGAUCAAGAAUGAUAUAUGUCGAAGUACAGCUACAGUAUACUGUUAUCACACGCCAAGACUCCUCGGUGUGUGCGGUACAACUUGAAUAUCUAGGACGAUAUAUGCACUAGACUAAAUUAUUUCAUAUUUCAUAUAUUGCAGUAAACAUUAUAAAUCUUAUAAAGACCUUUCAUUGGCAUUGGUAUUAAUGCCCAUUAUUUGAAGAAUAAUCCAGCUUAAAAUCCAGCUUCUUUCGACUUGUAUAAUGCCGCCGUGAGUCAUCAAUAUUUAAAUCAACUUCAAGUCUUUAAUCUUUAUCGUAUACCCCUAUACUGUGUCGUAACUGUAAUUAAAUUUUAGAAGUUUCACCAAACGAUACUGGAGGCAAACAACCUAUCUAUCAGUAUCAGUAUAAACAGAAACUUUAAAAGGCUUAAUAAAACUCAUUAAGUAAUUAUAUGAGCGAGACUUGGUGGGCAUUAUACAGUUUAUGAAUUAUGUAUAUAUAAUAUUUAUACACUAUCUGGUACAAAGUGUCCCUACGUUUUAUCUAUAUUACAAAUACUUUGCUAAACCUUUUCGGAUAUCAUUCCUUUGCAUUCAAGGUGGGAGGGUGAAUGGCGAUAGAAUUUAUACGAGAUUCUGUGCAAUAUUUUAGCUCAACAAACAGGUACUCGUAAAGACAAAAAGGUGCACUGUCGAGUGUGGAUUCCAAACAAUUUUGUCAGUCGCUUUUGAGACCUCUAUCUCACAAAAUUCCUUUUCAUAUGACAUCAAUUCAGUGGCAUGUUAUAAGAAUAUUGUAAAUAUCUGAACCAGAGCCAGGACAGAAACGUACGUGUGAAAUGAAAAUAUUGCCCCCGAACCCCGAGAGAAUAUUAAAAACGCUAAUAUUUCAAACCCUACGGUCAUACGUUUUCGUUGCUUGAUUUCCUGACUUGUCUGUUACUAUAAGAAUCUGCAUUUUACCAUGUUUGUAUAAUUUAAAACGGCAAACAGAAACCAAUUUUAUAGCAAGAAUUUUGAAGUAUAUAUGAUUCUCAAAGAUUAUUGUACAGAACGGCCACUCCUGGCAAUCGAAGUGUGAAGUGCGGAAGUGGAAACAUGUAAUAUGAGACCUUUUCAUCCCCCUCUGAGGCUAUCAAUUUUCUAUGGUCACGUGACCAGCGUCCACCAGGGUCUUUGCUUCCCAAGAGCAAAUACCCUGGGAACGAGGUUGAGGUUUUAUAAAAUCUAUUAAUUACCAUUAAAAUCUAUAAAUAUGGCCAUUGAAAUCUUCUUAACACCGGACAAUAUGUUUGCCAACACAUCUAUAGUGUAUGACGUAUAAUUCAUUCCAAUCCAUUAAGCUGCAAUGAUGCACCUUAAUGUGCCUAUAAUGCAACCAUUUUACUAUAUGCAUAGAGUAUUGUUUGAAAUACUGGGUAAAUUGAUAUAUCUGUUACUUAUUUUGCAAACAGUUCCAUUGAGUCUGAUGUUGAUGAUGAACAGAAAGAUCUGCCAAUGACAACAACAACAACAACAACAACAACAACAACAACAACAACAACAACAACAACAACAACAACAACAACAAACCCACCACAAGUCCCAGAGUUUGCCAGUACCAGCAGUAUAACAUAUGGGCCUCGUCGUAAACUGAAUAGGGGUGAGGAAAUAAACAAAUUCCCACAGGAAUUUGAGAUGGUCAAGGAAAGCAAAUUUGUCUGCUCCCUUGUAUUGUUACUCCAGGUAUUCCAAGCUCGCUGUCAAACACCUGGCUGUGUGAAUGCACCAACAGUCAGCUAUCGUUUUGUUUGUGCUUCGUUAUUCAUUGAUUCUGUUUGCUCAUCUGGUCACAAACAUAGAUUUUGCUCUUCGCAUGAACUUGGGGAGGGAGUCUAUGUGAACAGCCUACAAGCAGCUGCCUCUCUCUUGCUGUCAGGCAAUAGUUUUGCCAAAAUUGAGAGAAUGGCAAAGUUUUAUGGUUUGGCACUUCUUUCAAAGUCAACAUUUUAUCGCUAUCAGCGUUUAUAUCUGAUUCCCGAAAUAAAUGAGUGGUGGGCAUGGACAAGGCAAGAACUUCUGAACGAAUUUGGUGGGCAAGAUGAUGUCAUUGGUGGUGAUGGACAGUGUGACUCACCAGGUUUUAAUGCCAAAAAUCUAUGCUAUUUUAUGGUUGAAGCCAAUAGCAACUACAUCAUCGACAUUGAAAUAUUAGAUAAGAGGCAUGUUGGUUUAGCAUCAACCAACAUGGAAAGGGAAGCUGUUAAGCGUGGGUUGGAGAGGCUGACCCAAGACAUAAAAGUGGUGGAAUUUGUGACAGAUGCAUCAACUUCUUUUAAAGCACUACUUCGUAUGUACAACACACAUAUAACUUUAACCCAAUGAGUCACAUUGCGCUAUCCUUUAUUAUUUUUACUCUCUCUAAUGCCAGACGACUUUACUUGUCAAGGGGAUAGCGCUAGCGCUUAAUAGUAAUCAUUCGGUUGGAGUGCAACCUAAUAUUAUUCAUCUCAAUUUUCAGAAAACAACUUCCCUACCAUUGUGCACAGUCUAGAUGUCUGGCAUAAGUCCAAAAGUAUCAAAAAGUGUCUAGCAAAG